CAAUAUGUUUAUAAUUCCAACUUCUGAUCUUCUUUGUCCAUUAUUGUAUAGCCAGUUUCAUAUGUAUAUUUUCCAUGUUGCGUUUUGCCCUGCGUUAAAAGGGCAGAGAUGCACGUGUAUGCAUUGAAAUUACGUGUUAAAUUGAAGAGGUUAACUACGGUUCCUGAACUUCCCAACUUCAAUUGCAGAUGUUGCGCCGUCCAAUCAAUUAAGUUAGAUCCAAUUUGUUUCGACCCAGUAUCCGACGACGCCUGUCACAUAUUUUCCCUCGUGUCAUUAUUCCAGAGCCACAAAGCCAAUACCAUCAAAAUCUUGGUUUCAAUCACACAUUACUAUUUCGUGGUUAAUCAGAACCUCAAAAUAAUGUCACCUCCUUCUAUGAAAUUUUCUCAGUAGGUCCUACUUCAAACCAGUCAUUGGAACAGAGAAACCUCUUGCUCCAAUUUAUCUUGGCGUAUUCUCCAUGGUUUUUCCAUCACAAACAUGUGAAGACAGCGCCUUUCGACAGACACUGCCCGUUACAAGAAUCACUGGUUGAGGUUGUUCAUUUACCAAUUUCCUGAACUGGGCAUGCUCCAAUUUCCACUGGGUCGCUCAUUUUGCUGAAUCUUGAAAAGUUGCGUGCCUCGCCGAGGCAAAUAGCCGAACAGUUGAAUGGCUUCAACAGGAUCCUUCCCCACUGGAGUCGACGGUUCUGCACUCCUUAACAUUGCGAAUCGUCGUCAACACGUGAUUCCUAUACUUGCAUUCCGGCCAAGAAAGCAUGUAGAGGUUGGGGGUAUUAGUGAUUGUAAUUCAGCUGGGUUUUCGAGAGAUUUGACUUUGAAUCUUUGUAGCCGAUUAUCUCAGUGCUGUGGACGCAAUGGCAGACGACGCAGGUGGACGACCCAGCUUGUAGAAGCCACGGGGGAGGCAGCUGAGGGAGGUGAAAGUGGUGAUGAGUCAGAUUCUUUACAGGCCACAAUUGACAAGAGCAUGAGCCAGGUUCUUGCGAUGCAAAAAGACCUUUUACAACAGAUUUCUGAAAGGAAGAAAUUGGUCUCAUCAAUAAAGAAUAGCAUAAUUGAUCAAGAAGGCAGUAAGCAGCGAUAUCUGGAGAGUGAUGUCCCUAUUUCCAUUGUUGAUGCUGCUGCAUCUAAAGAACUUGGAAAAGACCUUCCUGGCAAUGGAACUUCCUUUGCUGCCCGUCCCCAACAACACUUGGAAGCCACUACCUCUGGAGAUGUUCAAUCUGAGAAAGUGCCUUCUAUGCCUUUGAAAUUCUCUAUGACACCCAAUCUAGAGCCUUCUUCAAGUAAUGGUUCGUACAACAUGGAAUCAAAGAACACUACGGAGGUCAGAAUAUCUGAUACAAAGACUUCCAUGGAAGAAGAUUCAAACAAAAAGCUGAAGGAUACUACUGUAAAGACAGCCAUUCUAUCUGAUAGACCAUCAUGUGCGGAAGAUGAAAAGCAUGAAGAUGUGAAGGAGUCAAGUUCAGUAGAUGCAAAUGCUGAACUUGAUGAUCCCUCAAAUGAAGACGUGAAACCCCCUCCACUGGCUGGGGUCAACGUUAUGAACAUAAUAUUGGUUGCUGCUGAAUGUGCUCCUUGGUCUAAAACAGGUGGGCUUGGAGAUGUUGCUGGAGCAUUACCUAAGGCGUUGGCUAGGCGUGGACACAGAGUCAUGGUUGUUGCACCUCGGUACAGUAAUUAUCCAGAAGCUCAAGAUUCAGGGGUUAGGAAGAGAUAUAAAGUGGAUGGUCAGGAUAUGGAGGUAAAUUACUUCCAGGCCUACAUUGAUGGUGUAGAUUUUGUUUUUAUUGAUAGCCCCAUUUUUCAGCAUAUAGAGAAGAAUAUAUAUGGAGGAAAUCGGGUGGACAUUCUAAAACGCAUGAUUUUAUUCUGCAAAGCUGCUAUAGAGGUUCCUUGGUAUGUUCCAUGUGGUGGGGUCUGCUAUGGAGACGGAAAUUUAGUUUUCAUUGCAAAUGAUUGGCACACUGCCUUACUGCCAGUCUACCUUAAGGCAUAUUAUCAGGAUAAUGGGUUAAUGAAAUAUACAAGAUCAGUCCUUGUGAUCCAUAAUAUAGCUCAUCAGGGUCGUGGUCCUCUGGAUGAUUUUUCCUACGUUGAUCUUCCACCACACUACUUGGACCUUUUUAAGUUGUAUGAUCCAGUUGGAGGAGACCACUUCAACAUCUUUGCUGCAGGUUUAAAGACUGCUGAUCGAGUUGUUACUGUUAGUCAUGGAUAUGCUUGGGAGCUAAAAACUUCUGAAGGCGGUUGGGGUCUACAUGAAAUCAUAAAUGAGAAUGAUUGGAAACUACGUGGAAUUGUCAAUGGGAUUGAUACAGAGGAUUGGAGCCCUGAGUUAGACGUUCACCUGCAAUCUGAUGGGUAUGUUAAUUACUCCCUAGACACCCUGCAGUCGGGCAAACCCCAGUGCAAGGCAGCACUCCAAAAGGAGCUUGGCUUGCCUGUACGUGCCGAUGUUCCAUUGAUUGGUUUCAUUGGAAGACUCGAUCAACAAAAGGGUGUUGAUCUGAUAGCUGAAGCGGUCCCCUGGAUGAUGGGCCAGGAUGUGCAAUUGGUCAUGCUGGGCACAGGCAGGCCCGACCUUGAACAGAUGCUUAGGCAGUUCGAGGGACAGUACAAUGACAAAGUCAGAGGAUGGGUAGGUUUUUCUGUGAAGACAGCUCAUCGGAUAACCGCUGGUGCAGAUAUACUUCUGAUGCCAUCAAGGUUUGAGCCUUGUGGGUUGAAUCAGCUCUAUGCAAUGCGUUAUGGAACAAUUCCAGUUGUCCAUGCUGUGGGUGGACUAAGAGAUACCGUGCAGCCCUUUAACCCUUUUGAAGAAUCAGGCCUUGGAUGGACAUUUGCCAGAGCAGACGGGAAUGAACUGAUGCAUGCUCUUGGGAACUGCCUAUUGACUUAUCAUCAAUACAAAGAGAGUUGGGAGGGGCUCCAGAAACGAGGUAUGCUGCAGGACCUAAGUUGGGAUAGUGCUGCUCAAAAUUAUGAGGAAGUUCUUGUUGCUGCGAAGUAUCAGUGGUAAAAUGUGUUAGCACGCAUAAAUAGUCAACUAUCCUCUGUUCCCAUCUGCUUAAUGUGAGGCAUGGUGCUUUGAUCAAUAUGUGGAAGAUUAUGCAUUCUUACUUUUGGAUGACCGUGGGCGGGAGGUUACUUAGCUACUUGUGGUAUUCAGUACUUUGUCUUAGCUGGUCUUGACAAGUGGAAGAAUGUUAACUAGCAACAGUCACAAAAUGCCUCUAGGUAUUCUUGUGCGGACAUCCAAUCUCUUUGUAAGAUUAUCGUCACAGUUUAGUUUGACGCUUUGUGUUUUAGGUUAAGCAUCCACAAACAACUUUAUUGACUGCCUCCAUGUCUAGACAUCCUUGUCAUACUAUAAUAUGCCUAAAUAGACAGAUUCUUGCACAGUAGAAUAGGAUUAUCUUAGAAUAAUUUUCUGGCACAAAUAGCUUUAAAAUCUUAAACGACUCGUGGUGGUCACUGCUUCUUUUCUGUGG
Sesamum indicum (sesame) is the source of this 3505-nucleotide messenger RNA. RefSeq names its product starch synthase 2 (gene SS2). The record is from RefSeq and is a predicted model, not a curated record. Gene Ontology annotation, molecular function: alpha-1,4-glucan glucosyltransferase (UDP-glucose donor) activity. Lineage: Eukaryota; Viridiplantae; Streptophyta; Magnoliopsida; Lamiales; Pedaliaceae.